Ilex paraguariensis (yerba mate) is the source of this 681-nucleotide messenger RNA. The record is from the annotation of a GenBank genome assembly. NCBI's taxonomy places the organism in Eukaryota, Viridiplantae, Streptophyta, Magnoliopsida, Aquifoliales, Aquifoliaceae.
AUGGGGCUGGGUGGCUGGGCUGCUAAAGUAUUUAUCGGUGUUUGUAUAUUCUGGUCGAUGUGCUGUGAGAUUUCAGCACUCGUCGUCAUUAGGGAGAAUAUCACUGUCACCUACAAGCGACACCUACUUGCCGUUGAUUCUCUUGCAGCCAUUGGUUUUGGAAAAAAAAUGGGUGAGUUUGAGCAUGAUAUAGUUGUCCAUAGUGGUAUAAAUGUAGCAUCUGAGGUUGAAAAUGUGGAUACAGAUGCUGCAAAUGUUCAGUUUAAGGUUAGAAAUGUGGAAACUGAUGUGGGAGAUAAUGAUAAGGAGGACGAUGUAUAUGGUUUUAAUUCUGAGGAUGAUGAUUGGAGAGGCGAGGAUUAUCAAUCUGGGAAUGAAGGUGGUAGGAGUAGUAGUGAUUCUGAUGAUGUAGAGUAUAUGAAGGGUGAUAACAAGCGAAAGAGGAAAUCCAAAGUGUACGAUACAUCUGAAUAUGAGACUAAGUUUCAUGUUGAGAAUGGUGGAAACUCUGACUGGGAUUUCUGUUGCAAUGAAGGACCAACAACAUCACAAACAGCUGGAUCACAAAGUAAUUCUACUACCUCACAGGCAACUUCCCAAGUAAACACAGUUGAAAAUUCGACUUCAAUAGAGGGAGGAGUAAGGGGAUGUGGCGGGGGGGCUCAAUCAGCUAGAGUUUAG